Molecule: messenger RNA, 2531 nt
Organism: Mauremys mutica (yellowpond turtle)
Lineage: Eukaryota; Metazoa; Chordata; Testudines; Geoemydidae
Gene: POMT2
Product: protein O-mannosyltransferase 2
Exons: 21
Coding region: 83-2452 (789 amino acids)
Biological process (GO): protein O-linked glycosylation
Cellular component (GO): membrane
Molecular function (GO): mannosyltransferase activity
Source: RefSeq, a predicted model, not a curated record
UUUCCGACCCGUCUCUCGCUUGACCCCGCCACCAGCCGGGGCGACGCUUCGGCCCCGCGCGCGGAGAACUACAACUCCCACGAUGCUCUGCGAGGGAACCAGACUCCGCUUCCCGCCAUGCCCUACGGCGCGGACUCCCUUUCCCUUGGUGCCGUGCGCGGUGGUGCCCGGCCGCCGGCGCCUCCCUCGUGUCGGGGCGCGGAUGACGCUGGCGGCGGGGUGCCGCCAGGCCGAGUCGGGCCCGCGCUGCGGGGGGCUCCGGCAGCGGCGACCUCGCAGACCGGCCGGUGAGCAGAGCCGUCCCGCUCCUCCUCCGCGGGCCUGGGCUCCCCUGGAAGCGCCAGUCGGGGUCUGGGCCCCGCUGGCCUCCGUCACCCUCCUCAGCUUCGCCUCCCGCUUCUACCGCCUGUCCGAGCCGCCGCACGUCUGUUGGGAUGAAACUCAUUUUGGGAAGAUGGGAAGUUACUACAUUAACCGGACCUUCUUCUUUGACGUCCACCCACCUCUGGGGAAGGUGAACAGCUCUCAUCAGAUGCUGAUAGGACUUGCUGGGUACCUGAGCGGAUACAAUGGCACGUUUCCUUUCCAAAAGCCAGGGGACAGAUAUGAGCAUCAUAACUACAUAGGAAUGAGAGGGUUCUGUGCAUUUCUAGGCUCAUGCCUAGUUCCCUUCGCCUACCUCAUAGUGCUGGAGCUGUCCAAGUCACUGUCUGCAGCAUUACUUGCAGCCUCCAUCCUGAUUUUUGAUACAGGCUGCAUUACUCUGUCCCAGUACAUCCUGCUUGACCCCAUUCUGAUGUUCUUUCUUAUGGGAGCUGUGCUGAGUAUGGUCAAGUAUAACUCCUGUGCAGAUAGGCCGUUUUCUGCCCCCUGGUGGUUCUGGCUGAGUCUGACUGGGGUCAACCUUGCUGGAGCGAUAGGGGUGAAGUUUGUUGGCCUCUUUGUAGUCCUCUUGGUUGGACUGAACACAGUUUAUGAUCUUUGGGAGUUGCUGGGGGACCUCAGCCUGUCACUGGUCACACUGGGGAAACACUUGCUGGCUCGUGUAUUCUGCCUCAUCCUGCUGCCACUUGCACUCUACACAGCUCAGUUUGCUGUUCACUUUGCAGUGUUAAAUAAAAGUGGGCCUGGGGAUGGUUUUUUCAGCUCUGCCUUUCAGUCCCGACUGAUUGGGAACAAUCUUCACAAUGUCUCCGUUCCAGAGCACCUGGCCUAUGGUUCUGUGAUCACAAUGAAGAACCUUCGGAUGGCAGGGGGGUACCUUCAUUCACACUGGCACUUGUACCCUGAGGGUGUGGGGGCUCGUCAGCAGCAGGUCACUGCCUAUUUACACAAGGACUUGAACAACCUGUGGGUUAUAAAGAAACAUGAUUCCAACACAGCAGAUCAUUUAGAUCCUUCCUGCUCUGUGGAGUUUGUGAGGCAUGGAGAUGUUAUUCGGCUGGAGCACAAAGAGACUUCUAGAAAUCUUCACAGUCACCAGCAUGAGGCCCCCAUGACAAGGAAGCACUUUCAGGUCACUGGAUACGGAAUAAAUGGAACAGGAGAUGCCAACGAUUUUUGGCGGAUUGAGGUGGUGGGCAGGAAGGCUGGGAAACGCAUUAAAGUCCUACGGAGUCAGAUCCGACUGACCCAUCUGGCCACAGGAUGCAUACUUGGGUCCUCUGGGAAGACGCUGCCAAAAUGGGGCUGGGAACAGGUGGAAGUCACCUGCACUCCAUAUGUGAAGGAGACUCCCAAUGCCCUUUGGAAUGUUGAAGAUCACAUCAAUCCCAAGCUGCCCAAUAUCAGUCUGGAUGUUCUGAAACCUUCCUUCCCAGAGAUUCUCCUGGAGUCCCACAUGGUUAUGAUCCGGGGAAAUAGUGGCCUCAAACCAAAGGAGAAUGAAGUCACAUCCAAGCCUUGGCACUGGCCCAUCAACUACCAGGGCCUGCGUUUCUCUGGAGUCAACGAAACAGAUUAUCGAGUUUAUUUGCUGGGGAACCCGGUAGUCUGGUGGCUGAAUCUGGUCACUAUUGGAUUGUACCUCCUAAUGGCAACUUGCGCUAUUGUGGCUAUCAAGAGGGGAGUUCAGCUGACAGUUGAAUUCAAAGAGCUCUCUGAAGUCUUGCUACAUAGUGGAGGGAAGAUCAUGCUGGGCUGGCUCCUCCAUUACCUCCCUUUCUUCAUGAUGGGCAGAGUCCUCUACUUUCAUCAUUACUUUCCUGCCAUGCUUUUCUCUAGCAUGUUGACAGGAAUUACAUGGGACACGUUGCUGAAGUUUUGUGCUGGGUGCCUGUCCUGCUCCGUGGGGAAGAGGGUGUAUACAUAUGGGACGCUGGCACUGAUGCUGCUCAUUGUGUACAGCUUCUACCUCUUCCAUCCUCUGUCCUAUGGGAUGGUGGGACCUAUGGCUUCAGAUCCCAACAGCCCAAUGGCAGGGCUCAGGUGGCUGGAAUCAUGGGAGUUCUAGAGCCGGCAGGAGGCAGCCUGGAACAAGGGAAUAAGAAACACAAGAACUAUCAAGGGUCAAGCUGACUCUUGGGCACUUU